Hyaena hyaena (striped hyena) is the source of this 4870-nucleotide messenger RNA. It is a transcript of the gene XIAP, whose product is annotated as X-linked inhibitor of apoptosis. The transcript is spliced from 7 exons. The record is from RefSeq and is a predicted model, not a curated record. Gene Ontology annotation, cellular component: nucleus; cytoplasm. Bases 126 to 1604 code for a protein of 492 amino acids. NCBI's taxonomy places the organism in Eukaryota, Metazoa, Chordata, Mammalia, Carnivora, Hyaenidae.
GCCCAGCUUCCCGGGAGCGCCGAAGGAAGGCGUGGGUGGGUGCGUGGCUUCGGGCCGGCCGGUGCCCUCCUAAACCCCGUGACCCCUAAGGAAAGGUGGACAAGUCCUAUUUUCAAGAGGAGAAGAUGACUUUUAAUAGUUGUGAAGCCUCUAAACCUUGUGUACCUGCAGAUCUCAAUAAGGAUGAAGAAUUUGUAGAAGAGUGUAAUAGAUUAAAGACUUUCGCUAAUUUCCCAAGCAGUAGUCCUGUUUCGGCAUCAACGCUGGCACGAGCGGGUUUUCUGUACACUGGUGAAGGGGACACCGUGCGCUGCUUCAGCUGCCGCGCGGCAGUAGAUCGAUGGCAGUACGGAGACUCCGCGGUUGGAAGACACCGGAAAGUAUCCCCAAAUUGCAGAUUUAUCAACGGCUUUUAUUUUGAAAAUAAUGUCGGGCAACCGACAAAUCCUGGUAUCCAGAAUGGUCAGUAUAAAGCUGAAAACUAUCUGGGGAACAGAAAUCACUUUGUUGUAGACAGGCCAUCCGAGACCCACGCAGACUAUCUUUUGAGAACUGGACAGGUCGUAGAUCUAUCAGACACCAUCUACCCGAGGAACCCUGCCAUGUAUAGUGAGGAAGCUAGAUUAAAGUCCUUUCAGAACUGGCCAGACUAUGCCCACCUGACCCCGAGAGAGUUAGCUAGCGCCGGACUCUACUACACGGGUGUUGAUGAUCAAGUGCAGUGCUUUUGCUGUGGUGGAAAACUGAAAAAUUGGGAACCUUGCGAUCGGGCGUGGUCAGAACACAGGCGACACUUUCCUAAUUGCUUCUUUGUUUUGGGCCGGAAUAUCAAUGUUCGAAGUGAAUCUGAUAGGAGUUUCCCCAUUUCAACAAAUGCUCCGAGAAAUCCAUCCAUGGCAGAUUAUGAAGCACGGAUCGUCACUUUUGGGACGUGGAUGUACUCCAUUGACAAGGAGCAGCUUGCAAGAGCUGGAUUUUAUGCUUUAGGGGAAGGUGACAAAGUGAAAUGCUUCUACUGUGGAGGAGGGCUCACUGAUUGGAAGCCCAGUGAAGACCCUUGGGAACAACAUGCUAAGUGGUAUCCAGGGUGUAAAUAUCUGUUAGAAGAGAAGGGACAAGAAUAUGUAACCAAUAUUCAUUUAACCCAUUCACUUGAGGACUCUAUGGUGAGAACUGCUGAAAAAAUAUCAUCAUUAACCAAAAGAAUUGAUGAUUCCAUCUUCCAAGAUCCUAUGGUACAGCAAGCUAUACGAAUGGGAUUCAAUUUCAGAGACAUUAAGAAAGUAAUGGAGGAAAAAAUUCAGACAUCUGGGAGCAACUAUAAAUCACUCGAGAUUCUGGUUACAGAUCUAGUGAGUGCUCAAAAAGACAAUACACAAGAUGAAUCAAGCCAGACUUCAUUGGAGAAAGAGAUCAGUGCCGAAGAGCAGCUAAGGCUCCUGCAGGAAGAGAAGCUUUGCAAAAUCUGUAUGGACAGAAAUAUUGCUAUGGUUUUUAUUCCUUGCGGACAUCUGGUCACUUGUAAACAAUGUGCUGAAGCAGUUGACAAAUGUCCCAUGUGCUACACAAUCAUUAAAUUCAAGCAAAAAAUUUUUAUGUCUUAAUCUAACUCUACAGUUAGGCACAUUAUGUUCUUCUCAUUACCCUGAUUGAGUGUGUGAUGUGAACUGACUUUAAGUAAUCAGCAUUGAAUGCCAUUAGCAUUUGCUACCAAGUAGACAGAAUGUAAACUGCACUGCUCUAGUUUGUAAUCUCAAAUUUGCAUUUCUGGAUUUGGGGGUAUAUUAACUAUGUUACAUAUCUUACAUAUCUUUUUUUUUUUUUUACUGCUAUUUAAUUGAAAUUGAGUCUAAGCAUCAUAUCAUAACUGACCGCAGCGUGUAUUUGUAGUACACCAACUUGGUUUCUAAGUGUAAGUGAAUUAAUCAACUGAAUUUCUCAUUCUUUUCAUAUAGGCUUAACAAAUGGAGCAUUCUGUGUAAACGUGGAGAUUAGAGUUAAUCUCCCCAAUCACAUAAUUUGUUUUGUGUGAAAAAGGAAUGAACUGUUCCCCACUGGUGGAAAGAUAGAGAUUAUUUUUAGACGUUUGUCUUUGUGUUUUAGGAUUCUGUCCAUUCUCUUUUAAAAUUACACACACGUGCUUGGGUGGGUGUUUCUAAAGAACGAUUUUGCUGUUGUCCAAAGGGUAUUUAAGGAUAGAAUUCCAUUUAGCCAACACAUACUGACGUGGAAAGAUAUCAGAUACAUUAAGUGUAAAAUGAAGUGGCAAAACGCUGUGUAUAGAAUGAGCCAGAUGAAAGUGUGUGUGUGUGUGUGUGUGUGUGUGUGUGUGUGUGUGUGUGUGUUGUAUUUGUACAGAACAAAAGAUGUGGAAAGAUGACGCACCAGACUGUUAAAUGUGGUUUCUCUUGAUGGGGGAUGGGGGGGGUCCCGGGGGGGCGGGGUGCAGGGGCCUUUCACUUUCUAUUUUUUUCAUUUUGUUCUGUUUGAAUUUUUUAUAAGUGUAUUACUUUUGUAAUCAGAAUUUGUAGAAAGUAUUGUACUGAUUUAAAGGCUUAGGCAUGUUCAAACGCCUGCAAAACUACUUAUUGCUCAGCUUUAGUUUUUCUAAUCCAAGAAGGCAGAGCAGUUAACCUUUUUGGUGCCAAUGUGAAACUUCAAUGUUUUAUGUGUUUUCCUGCUUUGUGGAUGAAAAAUAUUUCUGAGUGGUAGUUUUCAGACAGGUAGACCAUGUCUUCUUCUCUUGUUUCAAAAUAAAUAUUCCUGAUUUUGUAAAAUGAAAUAUAAAAUAUGUCUCAGAUCUUCCAAUUAAUUAGUAAGGAUUCACCCUUAAUCCUUGCUAGUUUAAGCCUGCCUAAGUCACUUUACUAAAAGAUCUUUGUUAACCCAGUAUUUUAAACAUCUGUCAGCUUAUGUAGGAAAAAGUAGACGCGUGUUUGUACACUGCUUGUAGUUAGAGUGGCAGCUUUCUGUGUUGACGUUCUCAUAUUGUCUUGUAUCUUAACAUUUUAUGUGCGUUUUUACUGUUAGGAUAAUUAAGAUGUAUAUAGGACAGAAUGUCAAGUCUUUACCUAAAUCGUUUUGUUUUCUUGACUAGUAAUAGUAGUGGAUACUUCUGAAAUGUUCUCUCAAGAUCCUUAAAAUCUCUUGGAAGUUAUAAAAUUUUGAGAGGACUAUGAGAAUACUUGCUUAAAUCUUAAAAAGAAAAUAAAACUUGAACAGGAGUCAAUAUAGACCAAAAAGUGGAAGUUGAAAAGUGCUUCAUAGAACCCUCAGGGUUUUCUUAAUAAGAUUUCUUAAACUGGCCUGUCACAGAGGUGAGUGAGGCAUUUUACUGCGGAGAAACAUUGGAAAGUGAAAUUUAAAAAUUCUAUUUUCAUUGUAUUUUCUAAGAGAAAAAGUACUGUCCUGUUCUCCUAACCUCUGUUGACGACAGUUUUAAGUGAUAAUCAUUUAAAGCAUUGCAAAUUUCAGUUGAGAGCUUUUGAAAUUAAAAACUGACUGCCCUGCCCUUGUUUUAUUGUGUACAUUCUGUUUUUUUACCUUUUGCACAUCCAGUUAGGUUUAGUUAUAUAUUCUUUAAGUUAAAUUUUACAUAUAUAGUCUAAGGUUGGAAUUUUAAUUAUAAGGGGAGAAAAGUGUUCACAUUUUUUUAAAUGCGUUUCCAGAACGUGUCAGUUCCGAGUCAGGUAGUUAGUUCAGUCCAGUUCUUGGCCAAGGACUGAAUUGUUUUAACAUAAGGCUUUUCCUGUUCUGGGAGCCUCAGUUCAUUUAAAACUCUUCUUUUUAAAACUUGUAUGUUUAGAGUGAAGAAAGACCUUUUUUCUCCCUGUGAGCUGUGAAAUGUAAUGCAUGAAGCUGAUGUGGCUAACAAGUUUAUUUUAAGAAUUGUUUAGACAUGCUGUUGCUUCAGAUUCUUAAAUCACUCGGCACUCCAACUUCUAAUCAAAUUUUUUUAAGACUUACCAAUGUUUGUCUGUGUUCUCACUAUAAAAAGCACUGGAUCCUUUCCAUCCGGUUGUGCAAAAAAAUGAUUACUUGCAAGGUCACAAAUAUAACCAGAUCCAAAUCUGUGCCUCCCCUUUCCCAAAAUAGUUCUCCGUAUCUACGUGUAGACAUUCCUUUUCGGUUCUAAAGUUCAUGCUCAAGAUUUCGAAGUCCCCACCUAUUGUACUACAUUUUAGUCAUGUGAAGAGUCAAGUCGUUCUGUAAUAAGUAGUUGUCUUUAUUCAUAAUAAUUUGGUGUGCUGAUCAAAAGCCUUGUUUUAGUUUUUGAAAAAUGGGUUUAAUGUUUAUAAAGUAAACCCCCAGUUUAUUAAUUAAUGGCUUUGUAUUGCCUUCCCUGAUAGAUUUGGGUUUUGGGGGUUCGUUUUCCCUUUUGGCUAGGGGCUGAGGUGGGCCAGGGCCAGGGUGGGUGUCAUGGGUGUGUAUAAUAGGAUUUGGCCCUGCGGAUUAUGAUCUCUGGUUUUUGUUGUUACAUUAUUUAAAUUUUGGUGGUUCUGUUCCUGUUUUCAUUCUAGUGGGUACAACUGGAAUUUUGAACUCUCUGAAAGGAGACUGCCACCACAGCAUUAGUUGCAUGUAUUGUACUCCGUAGGCCCAGGUCGCCAUGUUGUGUCCUAAUUCCCCGGCUGCUAGGAGCGCAAGGGUGGAGGAAUGGGAGGGCUCGGGCAGCUUUUCAUUUCCCCUCGAGAAGUAAGAAAACAAGAGGGGAUAUUUGACAGAGGUAGUUAUUUUUAGUCAAGUCUGCUUUAAAAAGGGGAGAGCUGGGGCGCCGGAAGCUAGGCUCACACAGUUCAAUUUUGGCUCAGGGCGUGAUCUUACGGUUUGUGGGUUCAAGCCUGGCAUCAGGCUCUCCACUGACUGUGGA